Molecule: messenger RNA, 646 nt
Organism: Centruroides sculpturatus (bark scorpion)
Lineage: Eukaryota; Metazoa; Arthropoda; Arachnida; Scorpiones; Buthidae
Product: protein pellino-like
Exons: 5
Coding region: 1-579 (192 amino acids)
Biological process (GO): protein polyubiquitination; regulation of Toll signaling pathway
Molecular function (GO): ubiquitin protein ligase activity; protein binding
Source: RefSeq, a predicted model, not a curated record
AUGCACACAAAGAGAACAAAAAUUGAAGAAGAUACAAAUAUUUUACAAGAUGGAACUUUAAUUGACCUCUGUGGAGCAACUUUAUUAUGGCGUUCGGCAGAAGGUCUUAGCAGAUCUCCAACAAGGCAACAUCUUGAAGAAAAAUUGGAUGAAUUAAAUGCUGGAAGACCACAAUGUCCAGUUGGACUUAAUACACUGGUUAUACCACGCAAAGGAACGCUUUCAGCAAAUGAAAAGCAACCUUAUGUAUAUUUAAACUGUGGACAUGUGCAAGGUUUACAUGACUGGGGACAAGAGAAGAAUUCUAAUGUUCGUAUUUGCCCCAUAUGUUUAGAGGUUGGACCUAUCGUGAAAUUAUGUAUGGGUAUUGAACCAGCAUUUUAUGUUGAUAUUGGACCUCCAACUUUUGCCUUUAACCCAUGUGGUCAUAUGGCAUCAGAGAAAACAGUAAAAUAUUGGGCAUCAAUUCCUAUACCUCAUGGUACAAACACCUUUCAUGCUGCAUGCCCAUUCUGUGCAACACCAUUGUCUGGACAUCCUGGUUAUGUGAGACUUAUAUUUCAAGAUCAUGUCGACUGAGCUCAAAUACUUUCUGGAGCCAACACAAAUCGGAAUUGUUGUUUAUAUAUAAAACAAAUUAUAUAUA